Messenger RNA from Malania oleifera, 2373 nucleotides. Its product is annotated as serine/threonine-protein kinase STY13-like. Gene Ontology annotation, biological process: protein phosphorylation. Lineage: Eukaryota; Viridiplantae; Streptophyta; Magnoliopsida; Santalales; Ximeniaceae. The transcript is spliced from 6 exons. Gene Ontology annotation, cellular component: plasma membrane. Gene Ontology annotation, molecular function: ATP binding; protein kinase activity. Bases 1090 to 2265 code for a protein of 391 amino acids. The record is from RefSeq and is a predicted model, not a curated record.
GGAGGGAGAAAUAUGGCCAUUGCCUUAUAGCUUUGGGUUGGAUUUUGAAGCAGUCUCUCCCUCAAAAUUAGCCUUAUUUUGAGCAAGCCCCCGCGCUUUUCUCUCUCUCUCUCGCUCUCUCUCCCUUCUCUUCUCUUCUCUUCUUUUCUCUUCUACUCAAUUCUAUUCCCCAAUUUCCUUUUUCUCCAGUGGCUCGCGCAUUUUCUUCCUUUCUCUUUCACUUCUUCGUACACAAAACCCUAGCUUCUGCGACCCGCAAUCCGAUUUCUCUCUGUUGGCCUCCACGAGUUUGAACUUUGAAUCGUAGAACCCACCGACUCUCUGUGUUUUCAAAGAUUUAUUUAGGGCUCGGUCAACUGUUUCGUCUUUUUCCUCUUUUUUCUCCCCCCUUCGCUUUUGUUCGGGGAUUUUUUUUUUUUCCUUUUUCUGAAGUUUUGAUUUUUCUUGACCAUUUCUUUGCUGAUUUUUUUUCCCUGGUUUAUUGGGUUUUGCAAUUGUAUUCGCGAAAAUUGGUUCAUUUUUCUUCCUUGCUCUGUUUGAAACCAAAAAUUCGUAGCUGUCGCGGAGGUUAGGGUUUUGAGCUGCCAUAGGCCAAGGUCUAGGUGUGCGUAAGCCUUUUUUGUCUUCUUUGGUCAGCGUCUAUAAAUUUUUAGCUUUGGUUUCCGUAGUGAAUAUUGGACGGAAUUUGCUUGGUGCAUCUGGGUUUCUUUUCGAUCAAUUUCUAAUUUUCUAUUCUUUUUUGUUCUUCAGUUUAUUUGACGGGAGUUUUGUGGCUGAAUUUUUGCGUCUUCUUUUAUUAAAUUCUAUAUAUAUAUAUAUAUAUAUAUAUAUAUAUAUAUAUUUAAAUCUGAGUACAUUGCUUUGUUGAUUUCAAUUAAAUUAUGAUUAUAGUGAUGAUAAUGAUGAAAAAUUCACCUUUUUUUUAAAUCAUACCUUUCUAGAAUUUUAGAAUUUCGGACGGAACAUUUUUAGCCGGCUUGAUUUUGAUUGAAAUCCUUGCUAUUUUUGAAUUUUUUUUCGGAUUUGAGGCAACUCUUGUUAUUUCAAGUUUUGGGCCGUCUGUUUAUUCAGACUACUGGUUCUUCAAUAAUGGAUAAAAAGACAAGUGAGGAAGUGGAGGGUGUUCCUACAGCAGAGAAGUCGGAUAACCAAGAGGGUGGUGUAACCUCAAAAGUGAAGGGUGCGGGAAGCAUUAGCAGCAAGGAUAUGCUUUUUAGGGCGGAUAAAAUUGAUUUGAAAAGCUUGGAUAUUCAGCUGGAGAAGCACUUGAGCAGGGUUUGGUCAAGGAAUGUGGGGUCGCAAAGGCGGAAGGAAGAGUGGGAGAUUGAUUUAUCUAAAUUGGAUAUAAGAUAUGUUAUAGCAAGUGGAACUUAUGGGACAGUGUACCGGGGCACUUAUGAUACUCGAGAUGUUGCAGUGAAGCUGUUGGACUGGGGAGAUGAAGGUAUUGCUACAGUUGCUGAAACUGCUGCUCUUCGGGCAUCAUUUCGGCAAGAGGUUGCUGUUUGGCACAAGCUUGACCAUCCAAAUGUUACAAAAUUUGUUGGAGCUUCGAUGGGAACUUCAAACCUGAAGAUUCCUUCUGAAAACUCUUCAAGUGAUGGUUCUAUGUCCCUACCUUCUAGAGCAUGCUGUGUUGUUGUGGAGUAUCUAGCGGGUGGGACACUUAAGCAAUUCUUGAUAAGAAAUAGACGAAAGAAACUUGCCUUUAAGAUUGUUAUUCAGUUAGCUUUGGACCUCUCCAGAGGUUUGAGCUAUCUUCAUUCUAAGAAGAUUGUACAUCGCGAUGUCAAAACUGAAAAUAUGUUGUUGGACAGCCAUAGAAAUCUUAAGAUUGCUGAUUUUGGCGUUGCUCGUGUUGAAGCUCAGAAUCCAAGGGAUAUGACUGGUGAAACUGGUACUCUUGGGUACAUGGCUCCCGAGGUUCUCAGUGGUAAACCAUACAAUAGAAGAUGUGAUGUUUACAGCUUCGGCAUAUGCUUAUGGGAAAUAUAUUGCUGUGAUAUGCCUUACGCAGAUCGUAGCUUUGCUGAAGUCUCCUCUGCUGUCGUGCACCAGAAUCUGCGUCCGGACAUCCCCAGAUGUUGCCCAAGCUCACUAGCACACAUCAUGCGCAAAUGCUGGGAUGCGAAUGCAGAAAAACGCCCAGACAUGGAUGAGGUGGUGAGGUUGUUAGAAGCAAUUGAUACAAGCAAGGGCGGAGGGAUGAUACCUGAAGAUCAGGCUUCUGGCUGCUUCUGUUUUGCACCAGCUCGUGGGCCAUAAUCUAUUCAACAGUUCCUUGGCUGGCAGAUUCUGUUAUGAGUAUUGAAAUCAUGUUCUGGUAAUUACUGCAUCUGAUUUAAUAACAAAAUAAUGUCUAUGUUUGCGGCU